AUGACUAAGUUCGCCUUCUUUGCUGCUCUUCUUCUCGUCAUCGGAGGGAUUAACGCGGUGGAUAUCAACGCGGAUGAGCUUCCUCCCUUUGCUUUAGCUGACGAAAGAGAUCAGUUCAACUCUACUCUUGCUGACGGAAGUGGCCAAGUCAACACCACCCUGGAGGAGCGCUGCUGCCUUGACAUGAUGUAA
Molecule: messenger RNA, 192 nt
Organism: Phytophthora nicotianae INRA-310
Lineage: Eukaryota; Oomycota; Peronosporomycetes; Peronosporales; Peronosporaceae
Exons: 1
Coding region: 1-192 (63 amino acids)
Source: RefSeq, a predicted model, not a curated record